AUGGAGAAAGCCACCAACAUUUUUUUCUUCUUGUUUCACUUGGUUGUGGCUAGUAUUGCCAUGACUCACACCAAUAUUACCAAUGAUCAAUUAGCUCUUCUUUCUUUAAAAUCCCAAAUCAUUUCUGACCCCUUUCACUUGUUGGAUGAAAGUUGGUCUCCAACUACUUCUGUCUGCUAUUGGGUUGGCAUUACUUGUUCUUCCCACCAUCGAGUGACGAUGCUGAAUAUUUCCAACAUGGCUCUUACAGGCAAAAUUCCUCCUGAUUUCGGGAAUCUCACAUUUCUUGUUUCUCUUGACUUGAGUGGCAACAAUUUCUAUGGAAAUUUGCCUCAAGAAAUGGCACGUCUACGUCGGUUAAGGUUUGUUAUGCUUGGUUUUAACAACUUCAGUGGGGAGGUUCCUUCAUGGUUCGGGGUCUUACACCAACUUCAAGUUCUGAAUAUAAGGAAUAAUAGUUUUAGUGGUUCCAUUCCCUCUUCAAUUUCUAAUAUCUCUACGCUUCAAACUUUGGAUUUGACAUACACCUCCUUAGGGGGCCAAAUGCCAAAAGAAAUUGGAAAUCUUCAAAAUCUAAGGGUUUUACGAAUAUCUGGUAACAAUCUUAUAGGUUCUAUCCCUCUGUCUCUCUCAAAUGCCACAAGGUUGAUGACUUUAGAACUUUCUGUCAAUUACCUUGAAGGAAACAUCCCCAAAGAGAUUGGAGAACUUCAAAACCUAAAAGUUUUGGCAAUACAAGCUAAUCAACUUAUAGGUUCUAUACCAUUCUCGAUCUUCAACAUUUCCGGAAUUAAAGUCAUUGGAUUUUCAUAUAAUACCUUAUCAGGAGAUCUUCCUACUGAUAUGUGUGAUCGACUUCCAAUGCUGAAAGUGCUUUAUCUAGGUUUCAACGAGCUACACGGUCAUAUGCCUCUAAGCUUGGCAAACUGUUCAAAACUUCAAACCUUUGUUUUAUCUGAUAACAAGUUUGAUGGACCCAUACAUAGUGAAAUUGGACAUUUAAGUAAUUUGCAGGAUUUGUCUCUCGAAAAUAACCAUUUUGAAGGGAGAAUUCCACAAGAAAUCGGGAAUCUUGAUAAUUUGGUGUCCAUAAAUCUUAUGGCAAACCAGAUUACCGAUUGUAUCCCAAUCUCCAUAUUCAAUAUCUCGUCACUACAGUUUCUCUCAUUGGAUGACAACAAUCUCCUUGGGCCCUUGCCAGGGGAGGUUGGCAACUUGACCAAAUUGCAGUAUCUACUUCUUAAUGAAAAUAUGCUUACAGGUGAAAUACCGAAAGAGGUAAGCAAUCUCAUUGACUUGGCUGAAAUGGGGUUGGGUUUCAACAAGUUUACUGGUUCACUUCCAAUAGAGAUCUUCAACAUAUCAGGGAUAGAAACAAUUCAACUUACUUCCAAUAAUCUGACAGGAACCCUACCAUUAAACAUGGGUUCUACGUUACCUAACAUUGAAGUUCUUUAUCUAGGUCGUUUAAAUCUUUUUGGGACUAUACCUCAUUCUCUCUUCAAUUGUUCCAAACUCACUCAUCUAGACCUUGCUGUAAACAGACUCACCGUUUCUAUAGGAAACCUUUCCAGUGCUUCUCCUCUAUGGUUUAGAGCUUUUGAAUGUGGAAUUAAAGGGGAAAUUCCUAAAGGAAUUGGGAACUUAAGCAGCUUAGUAGACCUCGACCUUUCUGGAAAUGGCAUAACUGGAUCGAUUCCCGCAACAAUUAGAAAUUUGAGAUUCCUUCAGCGCUUUAAGUUGAGUCAAAACAAACUUUCUGGAUCUAUUGGAGAAGAUCUAUGUAAAUUGCAGAACUUAGGCUAUUUACACUUGACUCAAAAUAAACUUUCAGGAUCUAUUCCUAAUUGUUUGGGGAACUUAACUUUCCUUCAAGAGAUAUUUCUAGGUUCCAACAAAUUGUAUUUGAACGUACCAGCAGGCUUAGGGAACCUCAAAAAUCUCUUGAGGCUAGACUUAUCCUCAAACAACUUGGGUGGCUCAUUACCUCUGGAGAUUGGAAACCUAAAGGCUGCCGUAUAUAUGGAUCUAUCAAUGAAUGCACUCUCAAAUGGCAUACCCGGAGAAAUUGGUGGCUUGCAGAAUCUAAUACACCUUUCUUUGAGAGAUAACAAGUUGCAAGGAUCAAUACCUGGCUCAAUGACCAGCAUGUCAGCUUUGGAAUUUCUAGACCUUUCUCAGAACAAUGUCUCAGGAUUAAUUCCCAAGUCUAUGGAGAAGCUACAAAAUCUCAAGUAUUUCAACGUUUCAUUCAACAAGUUGGUUGGUGAAAUCCCCACUGGCGGUCCUUUCAAGAACCUCUCCAGUCGGUCAUUCAUGUCCAAUGAAGCAUUGUGUGGUUCUAUAAGAUUUCGUGUUCCGCAUUGCAACAAUAGUACUUCAAAACAUAGAUCCAAGAGGAAAAAGGUACUUCUAUUUCUACUAGCUGGAGUACUAGUUGUAUUAAUUCCUAUCGUCUUUCUGCUUGUAUGGAUAAGGUAUAUAAAAGGUAAAAGAAAGCAAGCAGUUGACUCAUCCUUUGUCAUCUCAACCAGAGAAAGAAUUUCAUACUAUGAAUUGCUCCGAGCAACUGAUUCACUCAGUGAGAGUAAUUUGGUUGGUUCUGGGAGUUUCGGCUCUGUUUACAAAGGAAUCCUCAGAGAUGGGACUCCUAUUGCAGCUAAAGUUUUCAAUCUGCAAUUGCAAGCGGCAUUUAAGAGCUUUGAUACAGAAUGUCAAGUUUUGCGCAACCUCCGUCAUAGGAAUCUCACCAAAGUCAUAACUAGUUGUUCCAACCUUGAAUUUAAGGCUUUGGUACUUGAGUACAUGUCCAAUGGGAGCCUCGAUAAGUGGUUAUAUUCGCACAACUACUCCUUAGACAUUAACCAUCGACUAAGUAUAGUGAUAGAUGUGGCAUGUGCGUUGGAGUAUCUCCACCAUGGCUGCUCAUUGCCCGUGAUUCACUGUGAUUUGAAGCCUAGUAACAUCUUGUUGGAUGAGGAUAUGGUUGCCCACAUAAGUGAUUUUGGCAUUUCAAAACUGCUUUCUGAUGAUGAGAGUGCUUCAUACACUAAAACUCUAGCAACAUUGGGCUAUAUUGCACCAGAGUAUGGAUUGGAGGGAUUGGUGUCAACAAAAUGCGAUGUUUAUAGUUAUGGCAUCAUGUUGAUGGAAACAUUUACACGCACAAAGCCUAGCGAUGAAAUGUUUGAUGGAGAUUUUAGCUUGAAGCAAUGGGUGAGCAAUUCACUCCCACAGGCAAUAAUGGAAGUUAUCGAUGCCAACUUAAUAACGCCACAUGAUAAUCACUUAAUGAGAAAGAUAGAUUGUGUGGUAUCCAUCAUGAAAGUGGCAAUGGAUUGUUGUGUUGAAUCUCCUAAAGGAAGAAUUGACAUGAAAGAUGUUGUUGGGAGGUUAAAGAAGAUCAAGAUUCAACUUCUUGCAUGCUGA
Messenger RNA from Solanum stenotomum, 3429 nucleotides. Its product is annotated as LRR receptor-like serine/threonine-protein kinase FLS2. The record is from RefSeq and is a predicted model, not a curated record. Gene Ontology annotation, cellular component: plasma membrane. The transcript is spliced from 5 exons. Gene Ontology annotation, molecular function: ATP binding; protein kinase activity; protein binding. Gene Ontology annotation, biological process: hormone-mediated signaling pathway; protein phosphorylation. NCBI's taxonomy places the organism in Eukaryota, Viridiplantae, Streptophyta, Magnoliopsida, Solanales, Solanaceae. Bases 1 to 3429 code for a protein of 1142 amino acids.